Molecule: messenger RNA, 2559 nt
Organism: Exophiala spinifera
Lineage: Eukaryota; Fungi; Ascomycota; Eurotiomycetes; Chaetothyriales; Herpotrichiellaceae
Exons: 1
Coding region: 1-2559 (852 amino acids)
Cellular component (GO): Sin3-type complex
Source: RefSeq, a predicted model, not a curated record
AUGAGCGGGCUAAACUUUAGCACCCCGACCUUUUUAUCUCCCUACCACUCCUAUAUGGGCUCGCCGGGAGAAAAGCCUUCAAGGUCGAGUCCCAGUGGUGACCCAGAGACGCCCGUCCAGGAUGGCAACACUCUUUCCAGCCCAACCUCUAUCGGUUCAAGACAGGGUCGUCCUGGCCUGAGCCGCAAGAAGCGGAUGGUCUUUUCGGAUCACAUUGCAUUCCGCUACUUGGAAGAGGAUCCCGCAACGGAUCCUAUCGAACGCUGGAGGCGACUGGAAGGCUACGAAUUGUACAUUGUGGAACAAUGGGCGUGCUCAAGAUCUCACCCAACAAUCGUGAUCUGUACCUACACCGGCGACCCAUCGCACUCUAUUCUGGUCAACGUGUUGGCAGUACCAAGUGACGAAAGUUCUUGGUCUCCUCGACUACAAAUUUACUUCCAAGCAGUGACCCAGUCCUAUGCUAAAGAAAAGGACACGCCACUGGGCACUCUCAUGGUCACGAAUUUAAGCAGCUUCCCAUCGAAUCUGACGGUAAUCCCUAUUCCAGAUGGUGAUGUCAAGAAACACAAGGACGACUUCAUUGUCAACGAAAACCUGAAACGUAUGGGCUGUUCGGGAAGGGGCGGUCUCAAUCUCCAGCCUCCUCAGCAAAGCACUAUUGCGAAGUUUCAUCAUUUAUAUCGAACCAGCGAAAGCGUACCGCUAUAUCAAUCAGUUAUCGAAUUGGUCCGCGUCUGUCAGAUUGCACUAGUGAUGUACGGCAAACUACAACCAGCAUAUGUUGAUGGACUUCUCUGCGAUGUUACUGAGAAUGCCGUCAAGGAUUGGUGGACUGACAUUGGCACCUAUUUCUACAAUGUUGGACCCAAUGAUGGCGUCUUAGGUCCAACCAGCGUGGCAGCUCUUCUGGGCCUUCUGAUCGGCGCAUAUAAUCGUCUGAAAGCUUUUGGGUGCACAGUCGGCAAAGACGUCCUUGAUAUCUACCAGAUGAAACGUGCCAUUGGUCAUUUCCAGAAAAGUCUUAAAAUGGAGAAGACGCGACGUUUGGAUCGUGAAACCCUCGAUCGAUUGCACCGGACAACAGCAAAGAGUGCUGCUGGCGAAGGCUGGACCGUUCCAAAGGCCGUUAAGUCGACUGUAGCUGAGCUGAGCGGAAAAGGUGGCGAGAUGGUCAUGGGCAUUGUGGGAGCUCGCGACAAGGUCGGUAUCUCUGAAGCAGAGACCCUUGACAUUGAGCGCUUUGCCCAGGUUGUCACUGGUCCAACAUUGAAGUGGCUAUGGCAGGGCAAACCAAUAAAGUCUGGAGACUUUGUGUCUGCCGUUGACUCACUGAACGGCCGAGUAUUCAAGACCGACGACCAGGGUAAUUUCCUUUGGACUGGAGAACGGUCCGAUUCAAUGUUCGAAGGUGUGACGCUUGAGAGGAUGGAUACCGGCAUGACAAACCAGACCUCUGAUGCGAAAUCCAAUCGCAAUCGCAUAAGAGAUGCCGUGGGAGGAUUGAAGACCCAUCGCUCUCAGUUUUCAAGGGAUGGCGAAGAUGUCCAAGACUGGAUUGAUGCCGGGGAUGCCAGAUCAACCCGUCAUGUACAUCGUGAUUAUAGCUCACGUCCUCUGUUGGGCUCCAGACCAACCGGGCCACCAGCAUUUGAUAUGGCCUUGCGGGAAGCCGGAACUACACCACCAAAGGAUCUGCGUCGGCAGCGUCUCGAAGACGUAGACGUUGCUCAUGAGAAACAGAUCCCCUCUCAUCGACAACAACUGCGACAAAUCUUGCCGGGAGAUUCUCCAAGAAGGAAGAAAGUCAAUGCCGAACUGGCCGAGCUGCGCAACGAGUUCAACUCUGACAUCUACAGGAAUUUCUCGGCCGAGAUGCCCUACAGGGGAUUACACAGUCGAGUCCUGCGACGCUCUGCUAGCGCUGUCGCACUCACAAGCCAAAUGGACGUCGACAACCCUCGAGCGAACAGGCUCAACCGGCACUUGUCAUUCAGCAUUCUCGAAAAUGCCGUCUUGAGAAUGCCAGAAAGUGUAGCUGAAGAGGGCGUUGUCCAAGGUCAAAUUGAAGGUGAUCUCACCAAUGCUCUUGCUGAGCGUGAUUCCCUGGUGGCUGCUGCGCAAAAGAAGUCACGACGAAUACAAGCCAUCCAGCGAGCACUUAUACCCUUUACAGAAAGCAGAGUCGCCCAUGUGGAAGCACUAGAUCACGCUGCUCAUCAGAAUCUAGAACACCUACACGAGCUUUAUUAUCAUCGAUUGGAGGAAUACCAGACCUUGCAAGCAACGUCAUCCGACGUUGUUUCUCACGAAAAGGCAGGAUUAACUGAAAGUCUAAGGAGGAUUGAAAUGCUGGGGGCUAAAAUGGACUAUGAGCUCGACUCCUUGCAAUCAAGGUUACAGGAGGUUGAAGACGGGGUCAACGACUUUGAGCGCAAUGUUCUCGCUAUCGAAGACAAAGUGAAGCAGUUGAUAGGCGAAGGAAAGACAGCUUCGCUCCCUUGGAUACAACGCAUGUUCAAUAUCUUGGGCUCAAGGAGAGGAUCCAAAUCUGAUUGA